Molecule: messenger RNA, 447 nt
Organism: Knipowitschia caucasica
Lineage: Eukaryota; Metazoa; Chordata; Actinopteri; Gobiiformes; Gobiidae
Source: the annotation of a GenBank genome assembly
AUGUACGCCAAAGGUAAAGGAGCUGUCGUCCCUUCCGAUAACCAGGCGAGAGAAAAGUUAGCUUUAUACGUGUACGAGUACUUGCUCCAUGUGGGCGCGCAGAAGUCCGCACAGACCUUCCUGUCAGAGAUCCGAUGGGAGAAGAACAUUACACUGGGGGAACCUCCGGGGUUUCUACACUCGUGGUGGUGUGUAUUCUGGGAUCUGUACUGCGCUGCCCCAGACCGGAGGGAGACAUGCGAACAUUCCAGCGAGGCCAAGGCUUUCCAUGACUAUUCCCCGCAGACUCACGGCCCGAUCAAGUCUGCACCGCGGCUCCUCGCUGAUAACCCCUCCUCUCCCCCUCCCAGUGGCCCACAGCGGCCCCUGAGUCUCAGAGUGAAAAACAACAGGGUUCCCAGGAGUCGCACCCACUCGGCUCGGUGGCACACGCAGCAGGGACCGUGA